CCCGCUCCUUUCCCUCCCCUUAUCUCAGUUACCUCUUCUCACAUCCUUCACUGCAUGCUACCGCGACGUAUAUCUCAGCUGGCGCAACCGCUGCGCUCACCAGCUCCACACGUCCUCCACACCCCUCCAUUCCACAGGCUCUCUGCGCGCCGCCUUUUGCGUAAUAGGCGACGAAAUUCUCAACGGCAAAGUCCACGACUCAAAUUCACAUUACUUUGCCCGCAAAUGCUUUAACCUUGGCGUCGCCCUGGACAAAAUCGACGUCGUCCCGGACCAGCACACGUCGAUCGCCAACACCCUGAAGCGCCUGGCGCACUCACACGACUUUGUUUUCACCUCCGGCGGCAUUCGGCCCGACCCACGACGACAUUACCUAUGAGGCCAUCGCCAUGGCCUUUGCCCAGCCGCUGGCAUACCACAAGGAGACGCUGGAGAGAAUGCAUAAGGAUCAUGAAGCUGCGCCAAACCCAUGUGACGCUGCCUGAUCCGAACGGCUCGCUUGCAGGAAGUGGCCAGCGCAAGGAUGGCGCUGUUUCCUCAACAGGCCACGGUCGAGUAUCCGUGCGACAAGUACUGGGUGCCAGGUGGUGCAGAUCCGCAAUGUGCAUGUGUUUCCGGGCAUUCCGCGUCUCUUUGAAGAGCUACUUGAUGCCUACCUGCCGACCCUGGUGGCGCGCAUGUCGAAUACGCCUGUGCGGCCAUUUAUGCGGGCAUUGGUGGGAACCCAGCUGCGGGAGUCGCAGAUUGCGCCAGUACUCGAGGAGAUGCAGAAGAAAUACGAGACAAUGGGUGUCAAGCUCGGGUCGUACCCGAAUUGGACCCCCGUACCGACUGAAGGUGCUGCUCGCCAGCCGCUGGUCGUGCUGUCGGCUGUUGGUAGUGAUCGAGGAAUCGUCGAGCAGUGCCGGCGAGAGCUGAUAGAGCAGCUCGAGGGCUUUGAUGUUGAGCAGUCCAACUUAGGAUAUCUUUUUUGUGGAUUAUAUUCAUUGCGUCUUUGGAUAGCGCUGCUAGGAAUCAGAAUGGCAUGAAACCAGAUGAGAUCG
Linderina pennispora is the source of this 1043-nucleotide messenger RNA. RefSeq lists its product as uncharacterized. The transcript has a single exon. Bases 376 to 918 code for a protein of 180 amino acids. Lineage: Eukaryota; Fungi; Kickxellomycota; Kickxellomycetes; Kickxellales; Kickxellaceae. The record is from RefSeq and is a predicted model, not a curated record.